Messenger RNA from Gracilinanus agilis (Agile Gracile Mouse Opossum), 1464 nucleotides. RefSeq names its product keratin, type I cytoskeletal 24-like. Bases 1 to 1464 code for a protein of 487 amino acids. The record is from RefSeq and is a predicted model, not a curated record. Lineage: Eukaryota; Metazoa; Chordata; Mammalia; Didelphimorphia; Didelphidae. The transcript is spliced from 9 exons. Gene Ontology annotation, molecular function: structural molecule activity.
AUGUCUUGUCUCUCUAGAGUUUCUUCCCGGGUUGGAAGUAGUGGUUGUGGCAGAGUGUGCAGCAGUGGAAGCAGCUUUAGUAAUAGCAGCAAAUGCUACCUGGGGAGUGGCUCUGCUCGGGGCUCCGGAGGCUCCAGCAGCUGUGGACUGAGUGGUGGCUUUGGCAGUGGCUUUGGAGGGGGCUUCGGAGGUGGAUUCAGUAGUAACUCAGGAAUGGGAGGCCACGGAGGUGACUGGGGCUCUGGUGCUGGCUUUGCGGGAGGAUUUUCCAGUUAUUGUGCUGGUGCCUUGGGCAGUGGUGGGACUGGUGGUUUGGGUGCCAGUGAUGGAGGCCUUUUCUCUGGAAGUGAGAAACAAACCAUGCAGAGCCUCAAUGAUCGCCUGGCUAGCUACCUAGACAAAGUCCAUGCUCUGGAAGAGGCCAACACUGAUCUGGAGGUCAAGAUCAAGGAAUGGUAUGAUAAAUCUGGGAAUAAAGAUGCCGACUCCAAGAAAGACUACAACAAGUACUAUCAGAUAAUCGAAGGUCUACGAAACCAGAUCAUCGAAGCCACAAUCGACAAUGCCAAGAUCAUGACACCAAUUGACAAUGGCAGGCUGGCUGCUGAAGACUUUAGAAUGAAGUAUGACAAUGAGCUUUGCCUACGGCAGUCUGUGGAAGCAGAUAUAAAUGGCCUUCACAAAGUGCUUGAUGAGCUGAAUCUGACCACAUCUGGCCUGAAAAUGCAAUUUGAAAGCUUGAAUGAGGAGCUGGUUUAUCUCAAGAAGAAUCAUGAAGAGGAAAUGAACAGCACACAGGGAAAGAAUCAUGGGGAUGUGAGUGUAGAGAUGAACGCUGCUCCAGGAAUGGAUCUGACAAAGAUGCUGAACAACAUGAGGGCACAAUAUGAGGAGCUGGCUGAGCAAAAUCGUAGGGAAGCAGAGGAUCAGUUCCAAAAACAAAGUUCAGCCUUGCAAGCUCAGAUCAUCACUGACACGGGAGCUACCGACUCAGCCAAGAGUGAGAUGAUGGAGCUGAAAAGGACUCUUCAGGGCUUGGAGAUUGAGCUGCAGUCUCUAAUGGCCAUGCAAGAUUCUCUGGAAGGCACCCUCACAGACACGGAAGCCGACUAUGUAGCCCGGCUCUCUCAAAUGCAACUUCAGAUCAGCAGCCUGGAGCAGCAAAUUUGUCAGAUCAGAGGAGAGAUAGAAUGUCAGAAUUCAGAAUAUGAACAGCUAUUGAACAUCAAGACCCGCCUGGAGAUGGAGAUUGAGACUUACCGUAGCCUGCUUGAGGGAGAGGGGAGCAGUUCCAGAAACAAGGGAGCAAGAUCAAGAGUUCCAUCAUCUGUUGACUCAGGCACAGACCAAUCAAAAGGAGAGUCAAACAAAGCCAGAGUGACCAGGAUAACAAAAGAUGACUCCACUGGUAGUCAAGGAGUGUCAUCUCAAGCCAAUUAUAUUUCUGGAAUGAAAAUUAAAUAA